AUGAUGAACGCCGUCAGUCAUUGUUGUGUAAAGGCAAAUUUUAUCAAAGCAGCUAAGGAUAAUUGGGUUCCCUGUGAAAUUCGCCUACUCACUGAUGACAUGGACACUUUCCUAUGCAUAAAAUCACGUCCUCUUGGGUUCGGUCAAACGGAAGAGGAUUUGAAGAGCAUUUUCUCCGGUUUCUCAAGUACGGGAACUCUCUCGAGCAAAAAUAACUCAAUCCACCUCCCUUCAGUGACCCCAGUAGCCCGUGCUUUCACAGCCCUCUGCAAUCUCUCUGAGUACAAAUCAUGCACUGUUGUUACCGUCGAAAUUAACGAAUUUGGUUACUUUGCUCUCAAAUUAAUACCAGCUGGCAUUUUUGGAAACAAACGUCUAUAUCUGGCCAUGUCAAGUGAAACAGAGGCUACCACAUGGAUGUCUAUGAUUAAAGCCAAUUUGGGAAAACGAAAGAAAGUUAACAGAAACUCAUUAACCCAAUCCCGAGACUCCUUAGUGGGUACUCUACGUCCAUCAGAUAGUCAUGACACCCUUCGUGGAGACUCGACACUUAACUCCAAUAAUCGUUACGAACUUGACAUUGAUACAAUCGACAAUGAGGUAUAUGAACCCUGUUCAGCACAGGAUCUUAUUCCAGCAGUGAUUCAACAUCGUGGUGAUUGGGAGAAACUUCGACUCGCAAAAAUGGACUGUUUUCUGCGUCUCACAGAUGAUCGCUUGGAAUUACUUGAUCAUAAUGGUGAACGUGUGCUCCAUUGGUUUCCCUAUCUUCUCAUUCGAAGGUAUGUUAGUGCUUUUUUCCCAUCUUUAAUUUCACAUUAG
Molecule: messenger RNA, 822 nt
Organism: Rodentolepis nana
Lineage: Eukaryota; Metazoa; Platyhelminthes; Cestoda; Cyclophyllidea; Hymenolepididae
Source: the annotation of a GenBank genome assembly